AUGCCGCUGGAAGAUAGAGAUCUAUUCAGAGGGCGGAGUCGGUCUCGCGAUGGCUGGCGAGACGUCCGCAUGGACCGAGACAGGGAGCGUAACCGUGACCCACGAGAUCGGGAUAGGGAUAGAGAUCGAAUGCUCGAUCGAGAACUCGACAGGAGGGAACGCUUCGACCGUCGUGAUCGCGAUGAUGAUAGGUGGUCGCAGCGCGACGACAGAGACCGGUUUGAGCGGGUGGAGCCUUGGAAAAAGGAUCGACCACCAGCUCGCAUCGAUACCAAGACUUCUGGUUCUCAUUCUGCCAACCCGUCAUCUGCUGUAUCACAAACCCCAACCCUGAUGUCUCUCGGUACGCCCGCAGUUGGCACUGAAGACGAGGUUACUGCUGCUUCUGCUGCUGCUGCUGCUGGGCCCCGAAAAGCUGGUAGUACAUCUUCCACUCCCAGGGAGUCAAGGCGGCCAUCGGAAAAGACAGAGCAUGUCACCCCUAUCCGUACACCGACACACGUCCAGUCAACGACGGCUCAACCCGAACAGCCUUCUGAACGGCCUACACCACAGUUCUCUCCUUCUCCUGCUGCCCCAGAAGUGCCUGCCUUUGGUUCCCUCUCUUCUGCUGGCUCGGCUGCUGCUAUUACGGAAACCGCUACCCCUGAACCAUCAAGAAAAUUAUCACAAUCGGAUACCCCCAGAGAGCGUCCUGAUCUAUUCCCUUCCACCCCUAUCAAGCCUCCAACUGCCCCUAGAGCCGAUAGAGUGGAUGCACAGCAACGUUCCGACCGGAGUAAAACUGAAGUGCCCCUUCGAUCCAGUCGUCCACCGUCAGCCUCUCCGGUAGUCCAACCGAGCUACAUGAUUGACUAUAGCCACCCUGUCCCCGCACUUGACCGAGGCAUCACUCAUGAGCCAGCGCCUCAAUCAAACAAGGCCAAGGAUACUCAUGCUUCCUCUAAUGAACAGGAGCCCGACCUUUUUCCUUCGUUACAUGGCCUGUCGGGCUCCAGUAACGCUGCUACCCCGUCAUCUACUCGCGCUUCAUCUCUACCGACACAAAAUCAAUCGCAGCCACAGAAGUCACCGCCACCUCAUUCAACCUCGCUUUCUCCAAACUCCCAGCAUGCAUCUAUACCUACUGGGCCAAGAGCGCAACAACAGCGCUCCACCGGUCAACGGCCCGGAGCCAAAAGUAGUAAUCAAUGGGUCAGGCCAGGGUAUGUGAAUAGAAGAAUGUCAGCCACUAACUCACCGUCAAGUAAGAGAGACCUUUGGGAUGAGGGGAACAAAAGACAGGCGCUUGAAAGCCCGUUCGUACCCGAGGGUCCUCUUAGCAGCAGCGGCCAUGGGGACGAGGAAGCUCAACCAUCUAUUAGCCCUGUGAAUGGAGAGGAUAGCGAAAAGAGAGAAAAGGAGAAGGCAAGCUCUGAGCCAACAAGAGAGCACACUGAAGAAAAUGAAACUCGUCCAUCAGAGGAGGAAAUACAGGGGCAAUCUCUUGAUGCCGAUAAUGAUACAAAGAUGCUUGAUGCACCGGAGGCUGGGGAAAUCAAAGAAACGGAAGAGACUCAGGAAGAACCAGAGCAGCAUAUUCCAAUGCUCUUCGAUGAACCGAGUGACCAGCAAUCUGAUGAUGAUGAUGCCCUAGAUGAAGAAGACUUCAAUCAAUCCGAACAACGUUUCGAGAAGGAAAUGUUGGCCCUAAAAUCAGAAAUCCCGCUGCCUCCACUGCAGGACCCAGUUGUGGUUGAUCUACUCAUGAAGAUUCAGAUGCUUGGGAUGAUAGCUGAUGGCGCUGCACCAGCAAAUCUUGAUCAGCCAGGAGCUGCCAUGGAAGUUGAAAGUCCUGAUAAGCCGGUUGCUAUCAUCCCAUUAUCAGGUAAAGAAGCGGAAGAGGUCGAGCUUGCGGAAGAAGUAAGACCUAUUGAGAAUGCUGCCGGGACGCCUGUGACGAUACCUAUCAUCGAAGCCAAGGCUGUAGAAUCAUUGCCAUUCCUACCUUCUGGUCCACCGACCCCCUUCUCGGAUAUGGAAACAUUACAGGAAAAUUAUAAACUCCAUGAGCGUAUUAAGGAUUCGCUGUUGGAAGAUAUCAUCAAACAACGAAGUGAAGUUGCUAAACAGCAUGCCGUCUUGCGUGAGCAGUACGCGCGGUACUAUAAAGCCUGGAGACUGAAAGUACGUGACAUGGAUAAAAAGAAAGAGGAGGCGAGGAAAGCUGAGUCGGAAUUAUCAUCCACCCCUCCACCCUCCGCGACCGCUGCAGCAUCUCUCCCUGUGAUCGAAGGCAGGCGGGGAUAUAAACUGAACAGUGAGCUUGACUUCCAACUUGCUCUGAAGGCAUCCGCAAUCACAGCACAAGAAGAAUCAGAGCGUCGCCGAGAUCAAGAGGCCACCGUUCACCCUGACAUGACUCGUGAAGCCCGUAUCCCGGACAUGCUGGACGAAUACCAGAAGAAAGCAAGUCUCUACCAAGACACUAACCAAAUGGUCGAUCCUGCGGAUGCCUUCACUGUUUUUGCCUUCCAUCCUCCGCCCAACGACUUUACGCCUGAAGAACACAAAGCUUUCACUGAAGCCUUCAUGGCUCAUCCGAAGAAAUGGGGCAAAAUUGCUGAACUACUUCCAGGCCGUACUUUCCAGCAGUGUGUGAUGCAUUAUUACUCUACCAAAGAAGAGAUCAAGUACAAGGCCAAGCUUAAUAAGAAGUGGACGCGCAAGGGACGUGCAAGAAAAACUGCAAGAGCCCCAAGAUCAAAUGCUCUCAUGGCGGAUUUGGGAAUCCGACCUGCUUAUGAUGCAGAUGAUGCAGAGACACCUGUUGUUACCGAUACAGGAAGGCCCAGACGUGCAGCUGCACCUACAUUUGGCGAGUCAAAUGCUGACACUGAAAGUAACACCCCCACACCGGCGUCUGGGAAGCGCGGAGGCGCAAAGGACUCUGGCGAUCAGCCUGCUGAGAGAGCCCCCGGAAGACGAGCUGGUCGUGGUGGCGGUGGCGGCCGUGGUGGUCGAAGAGGGAGGGGAGGUGGUCAGCAGGCAGCUUCGAGGGUGGAACCUGCACCACCUACGACUGCAGCUGCUGCAGCGUGCGCUAGUACCUUGCCUGCAGUCGCUCCCCUGCCAAAACCUGAGGCGGAUGCCGUGGAAUCAUUAGUUGAUGCGAUGUUGAAAGCUAAGGAGGAGAUCGAGAAGCCGGUGGAAGAGGCCGCGGUGCGUUCCAAACCGAGUAGAAGCUCUCGCAAUAAGGAGCAGCAGCAGCAGCAGCAGCAGCAACCGGCACAGCAGCAACAGAUGCAGUCAGUAGCUCAGCCGGGCCUAGAGGCCCCUGAGCCAGGUUCAAAGGGAGGCCCGAGCGAUGGCGGGUAUGGCUCACUGCAGCCUACCAGCUAUUGGUCUGUACCUGAAGUCAAGGAUUUCCCAGACCUGGUGGCCCAUUUUGGCAAGGAUUUCGACGCUAUUUCUCAAUUCAUGAAAACAAAGACACCAACGAUGGUGAAAAACUACUUUCAGCGCCGUGUUGACGGUGGGAAGACAGAACUAGAAGAAGUUGCAUUGAUAGCCGAAGCCAAGAAACUGCGAGGCGAGCCCACUGGACCCCUACCGACCCCGAGUGUUAGUUCAAAGCGACGAUAUGAGGCUACCCCAUCAUCAAUUGCGCCACGAGCUUUGGCGCCCAAUAUGGAACAUGCUGAGAUGAUGGACAGAACGCUAGCGCCUAAGGCCAAGCCAUCUGUUAUCAAUAUGGCACCUGCGCCGCCUGUGAUACAACCACGUCAAGGUAUGGAGAAAGACCGGUCACAACCAAAACUAUACCCCCUUGUUCAGGCUCCUGCAAGUCAGCCCAACCUCGCUGCCACCAGUGAUGAGCUCCACCAACGCUCUGUCAGCACCUCACAGUUGCCUCAGUCCCAUCGAAAUCAACAAGGGCCAAGAAUGGGUUAUUUCACUGAUGAGCGUAGGGAGAGCCGUCCUCCCGUUCACAUAGCUGCUCACAUGUCAGAGCAGGACGUGAAGCCAAUACCGUCUUCAUUGACGAGCCAAGUAACUCCGGGGAUGCCAUUACAGACUCUUCCGCGACAGAACCCAAACGUUGUGCCCCAAAUUCAAGACCUUGGAGACAUUCCACGCUACGGCCCGCUGUCGCAGCCGCCUACAUUCCCUCAAGGGCCUUACCUGCAGCCGCCGGGUGGUGCACGCAACACCUCAACGACGCCGCAGUCACACUCUCGUCGCUCAAGUCGUACAAUUCCUUCUGCCGUCACUUCUCCUGUUCAAAGGCAUAUCAAACUCGACACCGAUCCAAGUGGAAUACCAGCCAUGGAAAGGCCGGCGCCAAUAGGCCCUCCAGCGUACUUAACUCCUGGUCAUCCUGUAUCUCUGCCGCACCAGUGCCACCAGCAGCGCCAGAGCCUCAACGUCAGGUGCCUGCGAAACGUUCCAAUAUCAUGA
Messenger RNA from Trichophyton verrucosum HKI 0517, 4440 nucleotides. Its product is annotated as MYB DNA-binding domain protein. NCBI's taxonomy places the organism in Eukaryota, Fungi, Ascomycota, Eurotiomycetes, Onygenales, Arthrodermataceae. The record is from RefSeq and is a predicted model, not a curated record. Gene Ontology annotation, biological process: regulation of transcription by RNA polymerase II. The transcript is spliced from 3 exons. Gene Ontology annotation, cellular component: Set3 complex. The coding region runs from base 1 to 4440 and encodes 1479 amino acids.